GUGAGUCACAUGAUUUUGCUAAACAAGAACUGCUUGAAAAAUGGCAGCGUUCUUACAGUGGAGACGUUUUGUGUUUUUCGAUAAAGAAACGGUGAAAUAUCCGAGCGAAAAUGGGAAAAAUUUCCAACUACCGGUGGGAAUAUCGGCCUGUGAUUCAGGUCGAGGACACAUUGUGCUUGGAGAUAUGGACGGGCAGAUCUGGUUUUUGACCCGCUCCCUGCAGCCGUCCAGCUUUCAGGCUUAUAAGCUGCGCGUGACACACCUGUACCAGCUGAAACAACACAACAUCCUGGUGUCUGUGGGUCAGGAUGAGCCUGGCAUCAAUCCUCUGGUGAAGGUGUGGAACCUUGAUAAGAAGGACAGCGGCAGUCCUCUGUGUACCCGGAUAUUCCCUGCCAUACCUGGAAACAAACCUACUGAAGUGUCUUGUCUCAGUGUACAUGAAAACCUUAAUUUCAUGGCUAUAGGUUUUACAGAUGGCAGUGUUGUGCUGACGAAGGGUGACAUCACCAGAGACAGACACAGUAAAACUCUCAGCCUCCAUGAGGGCAACUGUCCAAUCACAGGCCUGGCUUUCCGGCAGGCUGGCAAAGUCACACACCUGUUUGUCGCCACUUUAGAAAAAGUGCAGUGUUACACAUUAUCAGUGAAAGAGUACCCUCGUAUAAAACUGGACACACACGGCUGUGCCCUCCGCUGCUCGGCGCUCACAGACCCCUCGCAGGACUCACAGUUCAUAGUGGCUGGAGAUGACUGUGUGUAUUUGUACCAGCCCGAUGAGAGAGGACCCUGUUUUGCUUUCGAUGGGCACAAACUUCUAACUCACUGGCACAGAGGAUACCUGCUGCUACUCACACACAAUAACAAGUCACCCAGCAAGUAA
Messenger RNA from Sinocyclocheilus anshuiensis, 883 nucleotides. Its product is annotated as vacuolar protein sorting-associated protein 11 homolog. Bases 41 to 883 code for a protein of 280 amino acids. Gene Ontology annotation, biological process: vacuole organization; organelle fusion; endosome organization. Gene Ontology annotation, molecular function: protein-macromolecule adaptor activity; protein binding. Gene Ontology annotation, cellular component: HOPS complex; endosome. The record is from RefSeq and is a predicted model, not a curated record. NCBI's taxonomy places the organism in Eukaryota, Metazoa, Chordata, Actinopteri, Cypriniformes, Cyprinidae. The transcript is spliced from 5 exons.